Messenger RNA from Cylicostephanus goldi, 228 nucleotides. Lineage: Eukaryota; Metazoa; Nematoda; Chromadorea; Rhabditida; Strongylidae. The record is from the annotation of a GenBank genome assembly.
AUGUCCUCGUCCGGGGGAGACCGCAACGGUACCGUAGUUCGCUGUAAAAGUAAUGAAGAUGAGCAGCGACCAGCUCGGGACACAUCACAGUCGUACUCCGUCACUUCGCAGAUCGACUAUGCUAGGUAUUUCAGCGAUGAGGGAGCUGUGCGAACACCGGAAGACACAUAUCCGUGUUGUUCAUCUUCUGAGGCAGUGGGUGGUGGGGUUUCUGAAGGAUAUAUCUCA